Messenger RNA from Oryza brachyantha (malo sina), 1835 nucleotides. Its product is annotated as WEB family protein At2g38370-like. Lineage: Eukaryota; Viridiplantae; Streptophyta; Magnoliopsida; Poales; Poaceae. The transcript has 2 exons. The record is from RefSeq and is a predicted model, not a curated record. The coding region runs from base 108 to 1766 and encodes 552 amino acids.
CUUCGCUUUGGCCCUUCCCCGAAACCGAAGCGCAGAGCCCGAGAAAGAGAGAAGGAUCAUCAUCUUUUGCUGCAGCGGCAGCGGCAGCGGCAGCGCUAGCCGCGCGCAUGCACUGGCGGCCAGUGGCCACUGUUGCUCGGCUCGGCAUGAACGGCGAGGUGGCGCAUGGCACAGCUCCGGCCGCCGGCGGGGACAGGGCGGUGGUCGACACGUCGGCGCCGUUCGAGUCGGUGCGCGAGGCCGUCGACCACUUCGGCGGCCGCGCGGCCUGCCUCACCGAGCGCAUGCCCGUCGCUCCCCCAAAGGCACAGGGUCAGCCUGAGGGGACUCAAGAACGCGUUGGAUCACAUGGGCAGACCGUGCAGCUGGAGGAGGAGCUCAGCAUCAAGGAGAUGCAGACGCUUGAUGUGCUCAGAGUAUUAGAAUCCUCCAAAAAGAUCAUUACGGAGCUGAAGCUAAAGAUGCAUAAUAAAGAAUCAGCCGAUGCAUUUACCAUCACUGAAGCACCGGUUACAGUUGAAGAACAUGGGGACAGGCAUUCUGAAAAUGUUCAGGCUGAUGGGGUUGUGGAUGGCCUACAUACACAGCCACAGCAGCCUCCAGGUUCAGUUCUGAUGGAGCUUGAGAAGGCAAAGGCAUAUUUGAUCAGAACCACGGCUGAUAUAGCUGACAUAAGAGGCUCUGCUGUGUUGCUGCGCAAUGAGAUUGCUAAGGAGAAAAUCUUGGUGGAGAGGAGUCGAGAGAAGGUAUGCGCCAAUGCAUCCCAGAUUUCUUCGCUGCAGGAUGAGUUGGAUCAUACUACACAGAAGUUGCAAACGCUGAAGGGUAGGCAAAGAAGGCGCGAUUAUCCGUCUGACAUUCUGAUGGAGAUCAAGAAGAUGACAUCAGAGAUCGAGCAGCUCAGGACUGCAGCAAACGCAUCGAAAUCUGAAGCUGUGAUUUUGUCUGCCGAAAUUGAGCAGACGAGGGCUAGCAUUGCGACUGCUGAAGUGAGGUGUCUUGCAGCCAAGAAGAUGGAAGAAGCGGCAAGAGCAGCAGAAACUCUUGUGCUUGCUGAGAUCAAGGCCUUACUUAGCAGUGAAGCUUCAUCUGGAGAUCUCCAGGGCACUGAUGUGGUGAACCUGUCCAUGGAAGAGUACUUUGAGCUUGCUUCAAAAGCCCAAGAGUCUGACAUUAGCUCGAGGAAGAAAAUUGAAGCUGCAAUGGUGCAGGUUGAAGAAGCUAAACAAUCAAGAUCCAACUCGAUUAACAAGCUGGAGCAAGCCAAGUUAGAGAUUGAGAAUCGCAAGAGUGCACUUCAGGAUGCCCUGAAAAAGGCACAUGCUGCCAAUCGAGGGAAGCUCGCAGUGGAGGAGUCUGUUCGUCGAUGGCUAUAUGAGAAUGGCCACAAGAGGCGCUCAUUUCAUGACUCAUCCAAGUUAAAAAAUACAGCAGAUGGCAUUGAUGUUUGCAAGAGCUUCUUGAAGCCAACGCUAUCGAUCGGUCAGAUACUGAACAUGAAGCUAAUGGGACCUGAUGGGUAUGACAAGAGCGUCUGGGAUGAUACAACUGAAGCUCCUAAUGUUUCACUUGGUCAGAUUCUAAACCGGAGGAACGCUGUUUUUUAUAACAGUGAUAUAACUUCCCAGAAGAGAUUGUCAGAAAAAAGGAAGAAAUUUGCCUUCGCAAGGCUUUCAGUAUUGUUAUCAAAACAAACCAAGGGCAAGAAAAAUAAAGGAUCAGAUCAGAGCCCAUGCUUACCUAAGAAUGAGACAGUAGCUAGGUGAUGAGUGCUGUGAGUGACCACUAAUUCCAUGUUAAUGCAUAUUGUUUCUAGUACAUACAUUAGUUGGUUC